Messenger RNA from Iphiclides podalirius (scarce swallowtail), 384 nucleotides. NCBI's taxonomy places the organism in Eukaryota, Metazoa, Arthropoda, Insecta, Lepidoptera, Papilionidae. The record is from the annotation of a GenBank genome assembly.
AUGAAAAAUAAGCACCCGGACACUGAGCUAUCGCGGCUACACGGCGAAACUUGUUUCGCCGGCAAACAUUCGACCCUCACGCGCCACUGGGCGAUAUUUACCAAGUUCCAACUCCGCCUCCGCGUCCUCGGAGAUGGUCUCCAUCACCCUAUCAGGGCAUGGUUCCAGGUCGCGCGCGAGCGUCGAGCGCGCGCGACCCCCCCGCCGCUGGCACUCCGCGCACGGCGCGAGCAACUUGCCGCCUCCGGGUGGCCGCUUCGAAUCCCGCGCUGCGCUAGGAGCGGUCGCGACUCAUCCCACGUGGCGCGCACCGACCGAAGUCCGUACAGUCCGAUUGCACGGUCCGUCACUUUCACUACACUUGGAACUGGAACACUAAAGCAC